GUUCAUUUCAGUCAUUUGAUAACUCUGAUACUGAGUGAUCUGAUUAGUAUUAUUUACACUAAUACUAAUUUUCGUCUAAAUUCCAGACAAUUUAAUUAUAUUUUAAUUAGAUCGCAGCUUACCUUGUAAUGUCACAUAAAAUUCUGACCAAUUUGAAAUGUUAUAAAUGAAUCUACUUCUUCUUCCAAUGCUAAACUGUGAUGAAACCAGUAACCGUUUGGGCUUUAUUUAUAAUAUUUAUUGUAACUAGUUAUGUCGAAAGUUAUGGUAUUUUACACAAAAUUCUAAAAGUUAGCGAAGAUGCUACCGUCGAAGAGAUGCGUUUAGAAUUCCAUAAAUUACUCAGACAAUGGUAUAAAGCCAGCAAAUCGUUUAGUUCGGAAUCGGAAAUAUUACAUCUGAAAAUAGUUCAAGCUUAUAAAGAACUGAAAACCGAUAUGGAUAUGGACUUUCGUGAUAAACAUUUACUGACGUCUGAUUAUUAUAGAGCUACGAUACAAAAUUUGGAUAUGGAUGUGCUUCAUGGUAUAUCUGUUCCUUUGAGAUUAUACAACACAGAAUUGAUGCAGAACAGUAAUAAAAGUCUUCAUUUGGUUUUAUUUUAUACCGUUAAUUCCUCCAGUACUCGAGUAAUACACGAAUGGUUCAAUCUAUUGGAAAUUCUUACACCAUUGGGUGUUGUGAUGGUGACCAUAAAUCUGGAUAAAGAAAGUUUCGAAGAUUCUAAAAAUAUCAUAGGAGAGUAUCCUACUUCUUUCCCAUACCUUUUAUUGCUAGUUGAUGGCGUAGCCAUUCCUUAUGAUAGUGAAUUCUAUGAUUUUCUGAUAAUGGAUUUUAUUCGCAAGAAUCUACCUACCGAUUUAAUGCAAAUAAUUUCCGAUAAAUCUGCGAAUAAAUUCCUCAAUUCGUGGCAUACCGAUAAUAAAGUCAGAGCGUUAUUAUUUCAACAAUCAUUACCAGUUAGGUUACAGUAUCUUCUGAUUGCUUUCCUUCAUCGCAAUAGUGUGUUGUUCGGAUUUAUCGAUAUGUCAAAUGAUAACACGAUAGAGAUACGACAGAAAAUGAACGCGUCACGUAUUUUUGAUACGUUACUAUUAUUUAAAGAAAAUCAAGAAAUACCUUGUAAAAAGCUCAGCUUACCUGUAAUACCUGCAAAAGUUCUGAAUAAUACUCUAUUUGAAAACAGUUUCUUGACAUUGCCUCGAAUCACUUCGCAGGAAAUGUUCGAUACCAUUUGCCCGAUAAAUUCGCAAUAUUCCAAAAUCCAAGCCUCGCUGUGUAUAAUUCUAGUCAUUGAAAAUUCCUUGCAUGGCCGCGAAUUCGACCCAAAAACCGUAUUUCGAAGAUUCAUCGAAGAAUAUUCUCGUCAUUUUAAAGAAGUCUCGUUUAUGUACGUUUAUAACGAUUACCAACCAGGAUUCGUUUUACCGAUAGAAGACGAGUUUACGAAAAAUUUAGGCAAUGCGCCUCAUGUUAUCGCGUUGAAGAGAAUCGAUAAAGAUCACGUGAAAUAUAUGUUGCUGAUGAACGGUCAUAGUAAUUGGGAAGAUUAUGAAAAUAUGAAGGAACGUCUAAAGCUUUCCAUCGAAGAAGUUAUCGACGGAAAACAGUCAUUGCUAUUGGAUACGUUUAAAUUGAACGAAUUCAUCAACGAAAAGCCACCCGGAUUGAUAUACAGAAUUAUGCACAGACUGCAAAUGUACAUAAAUAAAAUCACGUUGGAAAAUUUCCUCCCUUAUGUGAUAUUCGUCGUUACAGUAAUUUAUUUCGUGGCUUAUUUCUCGACCCAUUGGCGUAAAAUCCGAUGGACUGAAAUGAACUUGAAAUGGUUCGAUGUAUUAUUACUGAGUAUGAAUAACUUGAUGGGACCGCCCGAAGAAGAAAAAUACAAAAGAAGUUUCGAAUUGAAAAAACGUGUUCCAAAUUGUCACAAAAAAGAUGGGCUAUCGCCAGAAGUGUUCUUGAAAAAUGGUAAAUGCAUAACUACUAGUCGCGAGCUUCGUUUACACGAGCUGAAAGCUGAAACCUAUAACGGUAUGGUGAGAUUACUCAAGCCAGGAUGUCGCACCAUAAUAUUGAUGUUUGAUCGUGUUCGAGCUGAUUUAUUAGUAUCGCAGUUUUAUAAAGCUGUGUGGCCGUAUCGCAAGAAUAAAAAUUUACUAUUCGGAUACGCGAAUAUGGAGAAGAAAGCUUCGCUGGAAUGGUAUUCAGAAUUAGUCAAGGCUUGUCUUCCAGAGCAGCAAGAAAUUGAAAUUAAUCCAUAUUUUUGUGCCGGAACUGUACUAGCGUUAUCUGGAAUGAGAAAGUAUUUCUGCCUGUAUCAUAUAAAACAUCCGGGCAUUUUGCCUAGUAAAGAAAAAGCUGAGAAUUUUGUUAAUAUAUCUACAAAAUUCACCACCUACACGGACGAAGAGCUAUUAAAAGGUUUACGAGAAUGGCUGGAUAAAUUAUUCGACGGAUCGGGCUCCGUUAUCCGUUAUCGUGUCAACCAUUGGCCGGAAUUCAAAAUUCUAUAAUCUCGAUUCUCGAUGAGCCAAGCAUUUCUGCCGUUUUAUCGCGUAAGAGAUUUAUUUUACAUUUUUUAUUUAGCACAAACGUUUUUAUCCAAUUGUAAGCUCUUUGUUUCUUCAAAUGUUCAGUGUUCUGUACCUCCCUUUAUUUUUAAACGUUCUGUUCAUCGUGUAAAUUUUUUUUGUUUUGUUCGCCGCGGCACGAUAUUUUAAAUUAUUUGUGAGCUAUUUCAUUUUUAUACCUAAUCAUUUUUGCUAAUUUGUAAAUCGUCAAUUUUAAGACAUCGUUGUGUAUUUUUGUUGUUAUAGUAUUUGUACCUUUUUUUUCUCCUCUUCGACAUUACGAGUAGGUAGUUUAUUUAUGUUGAUUGGAUGAUCAUUGUAAAUUCCAACGGAAUUCGAACUUUUUAUCCCUAUUGUUAGAUAAGUGAUAUGCUUAUAUGUACCAUUGUACCUAUUACGUAUGUCAGUUUAUACUAGCUAAUUGCAAUAUCAUCUGGUUUCCCAUGACGAACAAACCUAGUCCAAAUUGCUGUGUAGAUAGAGGAAAGUUGACUUGUGAUUUCGACGCUGUAAUUCCUCGAAUUCAUUUUCGGCUGUAGAUUUUAAUUUUAAUUUUUCGUUUUAGUUUCAACUUUUGAUUUUAUGAUCAGAAUUUUCAGUUGAAUUGUCAGUUUAUGAUUUUAUUUUCAGUUCUAAACUUCGUUUUCAGAGUUUUUGGUUUCAUUUCAUUUUUUAAAUUCAUUUUCAAUUUUCAAUUUUUUGUAUGAUUCGGUUUUUGAUUUUAUUUUAGGUUAAUUUUCAGUUUUCAAUUAACAUUUUAACUCUUGAUUAUUUCAUUUUUUUGCUUUAUUUUCAAAAUUCUCAAUUUUAUUCUCAGUCAGUUUCUAAUUUUAUUUUCAGAUUUCCGUUUUAUUCACAUACUUGGUUGUAAGUUUUAUUUUCAAUUUUCUUAUAUUUAUUUUCAAAAUUUCCAAUUUCAUCCCAAGUUUGCAAUUUUCUUUUUCGAGUUUUUCGAUUCAACUCCCAAUGUCGGAUUGUUCAAAAUCCUUGUUAGUGUUGCCAACACUCAAAAACCCAAUUUCACUUUUCGCACUUGAAGGUGACUGCGCAGUAUAAGACAACUUUCCCCUAUAAGUAAUAACUUUCGCUUUAAUUUAUUAUAACUGCCGGACCAUCAUUGUACCUAUUUUAUUUUAAGCGUUGAAAUUUGUUCAGGUUAGUUUUACUUAAUUUCUUUUUCACUCUUUAAUGUCAUUUUAUCUACAAAGUAAUACAACACUCAGUAUUCUCUACCGAAUGAAAAAUACUACCUAUUUUAUUAUUAAUUCUAGUCAAGUCAGCGCGUUAUCUUUAUUAGUCUCAAAUCUACGUCAUUUUUUAAAAAUUAAUCUAUGUGUACAACGUUUUAAUUAAAGCAUUUUGAAUAUCGUUGA
Messenger RNA from Planococcus citri (citrus mealybug), 3946 nucleotides. Its product is annotated as dnaJ homolog subfamily C member 16-like. NCBI's taxonomy places the organism in Eukaryota, Metazoa, Arthropoda, Insecta, Hemiptera, Pseudococcidae. Bases 201 to 2516 code for a protein of 771 amino acids. The transcript has 13 exons. The record is from RefSeq and is a predicted model, not a curated record.